Molecule: messenger RNA, 1734 nt
Organism: Wasmannia auropunctata (little fire ant)
Lineage: Eukaryota; Metazoa; Arthropoda; Insecta; Hymenoptera; Formicidae
Exons: 8
Coding region: 172-1734 (520 amino acids)
Cellular component (GO): membrane
Molecular function (GO): glutamate-gated receptor activity
Source: RefSeq, a predicted model, not a curated record
UGCUGCCUUUAGUAGGACUUCGGAAUUAGGAUACUAAUUUCGUCGUGCUCUUCAUAAUUUCUCGCUACGAAUUAAUCAUUAAUUAUUUUGUUACAAGUGCCUAAUUGGACGAUUUUUAUCUUUUUAAUCAAUUUUAUUCGAGUAAUCGUUUUCAAACCUGCGCUUUGCGGAAUGAAGUAUACGAUAGCGCGAUCGAUCGCGAUGCUUUUCCUCGUGUUGGACACCAAGCCGCUGUCGGAGGGAAUAGGCAUCAACAAUUACUCCCGACUGAUUAACGACAUUCACAGAUAUUAUCGUACGUCGUGUAUUAUUUUUGUGCGGUCUGGCAAUUGCGAUUUGCAUACGACGACGUUGGUGCACAUGUGGUCCCGCGAAUUUUCACGACAGCAAGUCAUGACCAUGACGACAACUUUCUCGGAUCUGACGAGCAACUACAAUGAGUACCAGGAAAAUGUCACACGACCCUUGUUCGUCGUUCUCUUUGACACCAGGGAGACUAUGGACGAGUUCGCCAAAACCACGAGGGCCAUAAAGCCCAUUUCCUUCCCUAUCUGGUUCGUCGUGUUCCUUCAACGUCCUGGGAAUUCUCUUGAGGAGCACUGUUGGUAUCCUACCGAUAACAUAUUUAAUGUGGACGUCCGCACCGAGAUGCUGGUCCUGUGCUAUGAUCGUCCGACCCUGGUCGAGUGGUACGCCAUACGCGAUAAUCGCACCAGAACGUUCGAUCUGGCCACGUGGUCACCCGAUAAUGGUCUGAUCUUGAAGACACAAAAGAACCUCUACGCCAGGAGGAGCGACAUGUUUGGCGAAGUUGUACGUGUGGUGUUAGUGGAAAACUCGCCUCUAGUGUCGCUGGAGAACGGUACGCUCGGCGGGUUUUUGGGUCUGGUGCUGACAGAGCUCACUAAAGCUAUGAACUUCUCGGUGGAGAUUCUGGAUCCAGUGGAGGGAUUCGGUGGCUGGAGCCAUCAGCAGAAGAUAUGGACAGGUGCGAUCGGCCAGUUGGUGAUCAAUAAAGCCGACAUCGGCGUUUCCGCAUUCACGAUGACGACUCGCAGACGGAACGUCAUCGACUUUACAAUGCCACUGGUACGCUCACGAUACCGCCUCUAUUUUAAAGAACCUGAACAGGCCACUGUGCAAUGGAACUUAUAUUUACAGACUUUGGACUCAUUUUGUCAGAUGCUCAUUUUUACAAAAAAAAUGACAUUCCAUUCUCAUAGUCUUGUACAUCUUAAAAAUAAUAUUAAAUAUUUAUAUGUAAACAGAGUAUCCGUAAAAGAAACAGAUCAUGUUGACUUUAUUUAUCAAGUUGCAAAGCCUAAUUGUUGUACUCAAAAUAACAGUAAUUUUAGCACAUUUGAUAACUCUAAGAUAAUUGAACCACAUACCAAAUUUACAAAUUAUGAAGAUUUUAAAGAGAGAACUUACAAACUAUUGCACACACCACCUACGAGGUCAAGUGAUCUUAUAACAAAGUAUAUGAACCACCUUCUGUUGAACUAUAUUAAUAUCGAAUUUUAUAAAGCCUGUUAUCCUAUCAGAGUGACUAUACCGAAAAAGUGUGGAUACUACAAUGUUGAACGAAUUUGGGCACAAAAAUCUGAUGAUCAAUGGUUUAUAUUAUGGGAUAAAAAAAAUCUGAACUCUGAUGCUGUGUGCUUUGAAGAAAGUGUAGAAAUAGAGAUAUCGUGCAAACUAUCGAGCACCGAGAGAAUAGACAACUUAGGAUGA